CUCCAGAAGCGAGGGAAAACCCUCUUCCCAUUCCCAUUCCCCAAAUGUGCUCACAGAAAGAGAUGGAAACCCACGCCGGCCUGGUCUCCGACGGCGGCAACCCUGCUCCGACGAAGCCGGGGAUGGACGAACCACGCGCCGGCGCCGAUGCCGCUGAAGCCCCCUCCUUCGCCGGCCCCGACGCGCUCCCCGUCCCCCAGCCGUGUACGGUCGCCGGCGCGAGGAAGCGGAAGGCCCCGGCGACGGCCAAGGUAGUCAGGAAGGCUCACAAGCCGCAGGUUGAAGUUGAAGAACCAAUUCAGAUGCCUGUGUACUAUGGACGUAGAGAACCGUUUUCCCGCGUGCGUGGCAACGAUUUGGAAAACAAAUGUGCCCACUUAAUUGGCGAGCUACCGCUGCAGCUACAGUCCAUGUCAUUGGUGGAUCUACAGCUCUGGAUCUUCAGGCUGUUCCGGCUCCAUCCAGAAACACAAGAUCUCGGUAUCAAGGGGUUCCUCAAGCAACGCAAAACUGAUUUCUUUGACGAAGAGUCCUCCGAACCGGACUAUUCUUUGGAGGACUACCCGUGGGGCAUGCAUGAGUUUUUGACUGACAAAUGCUGGAGUUCCUUUGCAAAUAAAUUGAAGAGUAAAAAACAUGUGACGCAGAAGUUCAUGUUGUAUGUGCAAUCUUCUGAGGUCAAGCACUACGACAUUUUGCUCAAAGCCGUACAUGAUGAUUACUCUCAACUGGCCACGGUUAUGUUGCCUGGGAUGGAGUUCCUGGCAAGUAGUCGCUACGCCUUCCGUGACCUUGUGGAUGAUCUGACGAUGACAGCUAAGGAAUUGGUACAUUAUCUCACUGGACCCUUAGGCGAGAAGAUUAGUCCCGCUGAGGCGUGGAGGGCAAGACAGUUUGCUCUGGAGAGGGAAUUCAGCACCUUUUAUGAUUCACACAACUUUGCCCCGAGGUUGCUUAAGGAAAUAGCACGCAAGAACCCUGGUUGUUUUGUUGACAUCAAGGAUGCAGAGGUUGCAGACUGUAAGGGUUUCCGAGUCCUGCACCGUAUGUUUUGGGCAUUUGGACAGUGCUUACAGGCCUUCCGUACCUGUCGCCCUGUGCUAUGCAUCAAGGGCACACCACUAUGUGGGAAAUAUCAAGGGAUGUUGUUGACUGCUGUGGCAUCGGAUGCUAAUGAUUUUUCCAUUCCAGUAGCAUGUGCUAUAGUUGAGGGUGAGACCAAGGAAAGUUGGUUGUGGUUUCUUAGGAAUUUGGAGCGAGCAGUGGUGCAUCAGUCUGAUGUGUGUCUUAUACACGACUACAAAAGGGAGUUGAUUGAUGCUGUGGAAGACCUUCUGAAAUAUCAAUAUCGACAGUGGCGUAAAGCAGAAAGCCGGUGGUGCAUGGAAGACCUUGCUGAAAACUUCUUUGCGUAUUUUGGCGACAAGAAGCUGCUGCUGAUUUUCAAGAGACUUUGCCAGCAGAAGCGACGCCAUAAGUUUGGUAAAAUCUGGAAGGAGCUAGACGAGUUAACGUCGACAUAUAUGGCAGAGAAAGAACGUGGGGCUAGUGGGGAAAUGCAGCAGGAAUCAGUCAAGCAUGAUGUGGCAGAGCUUGAGGCGCAAAGCCCAUGUAACCAACAUGAUUAUGUGAAGGAUGUGAAGGAAGAUCAUGCCGAUGACACCAAAGGGAAGAUAACAAAGUUCUCUGAUUGGAUCAGUCUGAAACCGAAGGAGAAGUGGUCACUGGCAUAUGACAGAGAUGGAGCAAGGUAUGGCAUCAUGGGCAGUGAUAUAGCUGAUAUAUAUAAGAAUGACCCUGUAUUGAAAGGGAUCACAUGCCUUCCUCUCAGUGCGAUAGUGGAGGUAACAUUUCGGCGCUUGGUAAAGUACUUCGAGAACACAAGUGCUGCAGCAAACAAAGCAAUUGGCAACCCAUCAAUUAACUUCCCGGAACGUGUCCAGGUUGACAUGAAUUCCAAAAUGCAGAAAUCCGAGACGCAUACACUUACGUAUACGUAUGCCGAUGAGAAGAAUGCUCGUGGUGAGGUAUUGGAUCGGAAGUUUACAGUUAAGGGAAGGAAGAGGGAGGUGACUGUUCACCUGAAGUCGGAAUAUACCCUCAGCAGGAAUAAGUCUGAAGGAUCCACAGUUGAAAAAACUGCCACCUGUUCAUGCAGCAAGCCGCAGCUACUUCACAAGCCUUGCUCUCAUGUUAUCGCCAUCUGUUGUAAGAUUGGGGUUAGCGCUGCUACAUACAUGUCCCCAUACUACAGCCUGCCCUACUUAGGUAGGACUUGGAGUGUUAAUUUUGAUGAAUCUAAGAUCUCACGCGACUACAGAAAUAUCAUGCUGUUUGGAUGCACGACUACCUGGAUCCCAGACAAAAGAUUGGAGUGUGGUCUGCCUGCUUUUGUAACAUCCGACUGCCUAGCAACUGUCAUGGAGGAGUUAGAGCCACAAUGCAGCACUGGAAAUGUAUCAACUGAAGACAAUCAAGGAUCGACAACACGCUUAGAAGAACCUAAUCAAAUUUAAACUUCAGUUAUCAACUAACUAAGUUAUUCAUAUUUUGGAGCCUAAAUAUGCACUAGUUGCUGUCGAGCUUAUCCUCUGUAAACUCUGAAUCUCUAUGUUAUCUGCAGUCUCGAACUAAGUUAUUCUUAUUUUGGAGCCUAAAUAUGCAGUAGUUGCUAUCGAGCUUAUCCUCUGUAAACUCUGAAUCUCUAUGUUAUCUGCAGUGCUUCCCUA
Triticum aestivum (bread wheat) is the source of this 2729-nucleotide messenger RNA. RefSeq lists its product as uncharacterized. Lineage: Eukaryota; Viridiplantae; Streptophyta; Magnoliopsida; Poales; Poaceae. The record is from RefSeq and is a predicted model, not a curated record. The transcript is spliced from 3 exons. Bases 45 to 2516 code for a protein of 823 amino acids. Gene Ontology annotation, molecular function: zinc ion binding.